AUGACUAUGAUAAAUAAAAUCCCUGGCGUACCAACACCAAUCAAAGAAGCUAGCCUAGACAGUUAUGCCGACUCCCCAUAUGCUGAUCCCAUUGAUGCAAUAGACAUCCCAAAACAAUUUAGCCCACCCAACAUUCCCAUGUACGACGGGACGACCGACCCAAGAGAACAUAUCUUGACCUACAAGCAACGGAUGAUGACCAUUCCAGUUCCCAAACACAUGAGAAAAGCCAGCCUUUGCAAGGGGUUCGGUUCGACAUUGGUUGGGCCCGCUUUGAAGUGGUUGACUAGCCUGCCAAAUGGGUGCAUUACCUCUUUUUCUCACCUCGACAACAUGUUCAACCAACAGUUUGCUAGCAGCAGGUGUUUAGAGAAGCAGACAAGCGACUUAUACCGAGUAAUCCAACGUCCUGACGAACCCCUGAAGGAUUAUAUAGCCCGGUUCAUCAGGGAGAAGGUGACUGUUCCUGAAUGUGAUGUCCCGACAGCCAUCGAAGCGUUCAGGCAGGGAUUGUCUGAUGAACCACCUCUCAAAGAUAGGGAAAGCAGUGCAAUGGCCGCCGAAGUCCAGCAAACCCGAGUCGAAGAAGGAUCCCUCUAA
This is a messenger RNA of Spinacia oleracea (spinach), 600 nucleotides long. RefSeq lists its product as uncharacterized. The transcript is spliced from 2 exons. The record is from RefSeq and is a predicted model, not a curated record. NCBI's taxonomy places the organism in Eukaryota, Viridiplantae, Streptophyta, Magnoliopsida, Caryophyllales, Amaranthaceae. Bases 1 to 600 code for a protein of 199 amino acids.